This is a messenger RNA of Loxodonta africana (African savanna elephant), 1360 nucleotides long. It is a transcript of the gene CPA5, whose product is annotated as carboxypeptidase A5. The transcript is spliced from 11 exons. NCBI's taxonomy places the organism in Eukaryota, Metazoa, Chordata, Mammalia, Proboscidea, Elephantidae. Gene Ontology annotation, biological process: proteolysis. The coding region runs from base 1 to 1287 and encodes 428 amino acids. Gene Ontology annotation, molecular function: zinc ion binding; metallocarboxypeptidase activity. The record is from RefSeq and is a predicted model, not a curated record.
AUGGGCCCCAGGCGGCCCCCUAUGGACAGGCGGAUGCUCCUGGUCUGCAGCUGUAUCCUGGCAGCAGCUUUAGGCCAAAUGAAUUUCACAGGAGACCAGGUCCUUCGAAUUCUGGCCAAAGACGAGGAGCAGCUUUCACUUCUCAGGAAGCUGGAGGGCAUGAAGCCCCAGAAGGUGGAUUUCUGGCGUGGCCCGGCCAGGCCCAGCCUCCCCGUGGACAUGAGGGUUCCUUUCUCUGAACUGAAAAACGUCAAGUCGUAUCUGGACUCUCACGGCCUCGAUUACAGCGUCAUGAUCAAGGACAUCCAGGUGCUGUUGGAUGAGGAGAGAGAAGCCAUGGCGAAAUCCCGCCGGCUGGAGCGUAGCACCAGUAGCUUCAGUUACUCCUCUUACCACACCCUGGAGGAGAUAUAUAACUGGAUCGAUAGUUUUGUAACAGAACAUUCAGAUAUUGUCUCAAAAAUCCAGAUUGGCCAGAGCUUUGAAAACCGGUCCAUUCUUGUCCUGAAGUUUAGCACUGGAGGUUCUCAGCGUCCAGCCAUCUGGAUCGACACUGGGAUUCACUCCCGGGAGUGGAUCACCCAUGCCACCGGCAUCUGGAUUGCCAAGAAGAUUGUCACUAAAUAUGGCAAAGACCCUGUCUUGACAAACAUACUGAACGCCAUGGACAUCUUCAUGGAGAUUGUCACCAACCCUGAUGGGUUUGCUUUUACCCACAGCAUGAACCGCCUGUGGCGGAAGAACAAGUCUACCAGACCUGGCAUCUUCUGCAUCGGUGUGGAUCUCAACAGGAACUGGAAGACGGGUUUUGGAGGAAAUGGUUCUAACAAAAACCCCUGCUCAGAGACUUACCACGGACCCUUUCCUCAGUCAGAGCCAGAGGUGGCUGCCAUUGUGAAGUUCAUCACAGCCCAUGGGAAGAUCAAGGCCCUCAUCUCCAUCCACAGCUACUCUCAGAUGCUCAUGUACCCUUAUGGGCACACACUGGAGCCUGUUUCAAAUCAAAGGGAGUUGUACUAUCUGGCCAGGGAGGCAGUGAAGGCCCUGUAUGAGGCCCACGGGGUCGAGUACAUCUACGGGAGCAUCAGCACCACCCUUUACGUGGCCAGUGGAAUCACCGUUGACUGGGCCUACGACAACGGCAUCAAGUACGCCUUCAGCUUUGAGCUCCGGGACACCGGGCGCUAUGGCUUCCUGCUGCCGGCCACACAGAUCGUCCCUACCGCCCAGGAGACAUGGAUGGCCAUUCGUACCAUCAUGGAGCACACCCUGAAGCACCCCUACUAGGGGCUAGACCCAGGGCACCCCCCGAGGCCUGGGGCUCCUCCUGAAACCCAAGUUAUGCAUCGCCCUCCCCGUA